This is a messenger RNA of Trichoderma aggressivum f. europaeum, 837 nucleotides long. RefSeq lists its product as uncharacterized. The transcript has 4 exons. Lineage: Eukaryota; Fungi; Ascomycota; Sordariomycetes; Hypocreales; Hypocreaceae. The record is from RefSeq and is a predicted model, not a curated record. Bases 1 to 837 code for a protein of 278 amino acids.
AUGUCGGACACUUUGCCUUCGCCAAGCACAACCCCAGAUGGCUUGCAGCCACGAUUUUCUCUUCCUCUGUCGACACCUCGGUCAAGCAAAACAUCGUUAGCAAUCGGUGGUGUUACUAUAUACGUCUAUGGAUUAGAUGAACUUCAACAAAAGUCUGGGGUAGACAUCGCCGUUUUGUAUCUUGCUCACAACCGGACAAGAACAUAUCUGGUUACAGAAGGCAUCGCCCAUGAGAUUUUGCAUAGAUAUAGAUCCGAUGGCAGGAAGAAGAAAGUUGAGAUGAUUGCCAUUACGAUGAACAUGAGGAAUCAUGGAGAUCGCCAGGUCAGUCGGGAAGCAAAUUUGACUUGGUCGGGUGGUAAUGAAAACCAUGCCGUCGAUUUAAUCUCCAUGAUAUCCGGCGCAACACAAGACUUCAAGCUUGUCCUCGACUUUCUGCCCGCGUAUUUCCCACAGUUCAAUCGCAUGCACAAUAUCAUGUUGGGUGUCUCAUUAGGCGCCCAUACAGCCUGGCGUAUGGCGUCGGCUGCACCCGGCCAGUUUGACGCCUUCGCAAUGGUUGUCGGUUGCCCAAACUUGACAUCCCUCUUAUUGGAGCGUCUGGGAAUAGACGCUUCAGCUCUCGGUGUCAAGGGAGAAGAGCUAGAAACUGCUAGUUAUGAACAGUUGGAAAAGCUUAUGGACGAGCCGCAACGGCGUCGAUGGCCGCGCGCAUUGGCGGAAUUUGUCCGCGAGGGUGAUAGGAAGAUCUCCGAAGAAUUUCCCAGCGAUGUGCCUUUGUUCAUGUGCAAUGGCGAAAAGAAGAAGAGCCACGAGGACCGGAAGCAUGACAUUUAA